UAAUUACGGGGACAAGUGUCUUGGAUACAGUACAAAGCCUAAAAGAUGAGUAAGAAAAGAAGGCGCAGUGAAGUCAGUGAAGCAAGCUCUGGGGAGUUUUCCAGUGUCUCCAAGAGACAGUGUCAGCGAGAGUGGACUGUUCCUAGAGAUCUGAACACAGAGACUGAGCUGUGCACUAAGCUGCUGAACUUCUUGCGUAAGUACAGAGAUGACUCUGAUUCCUGUUUGUCGGACCACUUGCUCAGAGCGCCCAGUCGUAGGUCCCAGCCGGACUACUAUGAUGUCAUAUCAAACCCGAUAGACCUUUUCCGAAUACAGCAAAAAGUGAAGACGAACAACUACAAAACGGUCCAAGAUUUCCUCUCAGAUGUGAAACUCUUGUUCGAUAAUAUAAAUACCUUCUAUUCUCCUUCCUCCGAUGAAUUUAAAGCAGCUGUCAAUUUGAAAUCUGUUUUCCACAACCACUUGGCCGAGUUUGGAUUCUGUCACCGCACUGGUUCAAUCUCCCCCGUCUCUUCACUCACUCUCCGUAUACCAAAGGUCCAGCUGCCAUCGCUACGGUCGCCCAGGCCCCUCACCAGAAGUCAAAGGAUGAGCUCGUCAAGUGAAUCGAGUGUCAGUACUAACAAAUCCACACCCACCACAUCUAAACCACCCCCUGCUAAGUCCUCCUCAGGUGGUAAAGCAUCCGCUAAAGGCACACGAUCUCGGGCCUGGAUUGACGAAUACUUGGGCUCUGAUGACCCAUUCAAAAUCUAUUUGGCUCAAGUGUAUGAUCACCAUGACUCCAGUGGAGACUAUGUGGCCGAGUUGUUCCACUCCCUCCCCUCACGCAAGGAGUACCCAGAGUAUUAUCGGGUCAUCAGUGAGCCCAUCGAUCUCAGCACUAUCAAGAAGAAAAUCGACAGUGGGCGGUACAGUGAGUUCAAGGCUGUGCAAGAGGACAUGAUACUCAUGAUUAAGAAUGCCCACUAUUUCAACGAGCCCGGCUCAGUGCUUCACAAGAAGGCCAGUACGAUGAGGAAGUUCAUCAUCAGCAAGGGGGCAGAGCUAUGGAGGAAGUACCAACUCGGACAGAAUCAAAUCAUGUCAGACGGGGAGGGAGAAGCUAAGAAAGUGCCUAAACUGAGCAUCAGGAAGCCACUGGAGGAGGAGGUGAAGAGGCAGAGGAGACAGAGCCAACUCUCAACCUCAGAGAUGGACAGUCAAAGUGACAGUAGUGAAGAAGACAUUUCUAGCGAUGAAGAAGGUGGAGACAAACAGCAGUUCACACUGCGUAUCAAGACCGAGCAGCUGUCUGGCAAGACGCCCACCCGCCCCCUCACCAAGCUGCUGAAGGCCAAGCGCCCUCCUCCCCUCCAGAGGGUCCUCAUGAUCAUCUAUCGCACUCUCACCACUCAGACAGACACAGGGAGACUCGUUUGUGAGCUCUUCAGAAAAAGACCUUCUAUUAAAAUAUACCCUGAGUACUACAUUGUGAUCAAGCAGCCGAUUGACUUGAAGGAGAUUCAUUAUAAGAUAAAAAGUGGUGCCUACUCGAGCGUGGAGGGGAUGAUGACCGAUGUGGAGCUAUUAGUGAGCAAUGCCUGCACCUUCAACGAGGAGGAAUCUCUCGUUUAUACCGAUGCCCUCAUUCUACGUAGGGCAGCCCAAGAAGCAGUGGAGCAGAUCCAACUCAAGUGGCCGGAAAUGGUUCCGUAUAUCAUCAAGUCCAAGAGUGGGUCUUCCAUUACUAGUGAGGCUGACGCUCCCAGUGAUGUCACACAGCUGUACACUGCAGUCAAACAUCACACAGAUAGUCGUGGUCGAUUGCUGUGGAAGAGUUUUGAGAAGAUGCCCCAUUGUUCUACUCCUAGUGAGGCUGCUAGUAAGAAGCCAGUGGACAUGGACCUCAUUGACAGCAAGGUGACUCAGGGACACUACCCUACUGUGGACAGUCUCCUUGACGACCUGGCCCAGCUGUUUGACAAUGCUUACUGUAGCUACUCAGCUGAGACAACUCAAUCCAAGGACUCAAUAGUGUUGCAUCGUGUGGCUAUGAAGAAGUACCAACAACUCAGAGCUGCUGAACGAGAGGCUAACCCUGUGCCCAAUGUGCAAGACUGCGUCCAGAAAAUCAUCAAAGAGAUUGUCACAAAAAAUUUCUCUUACAAAGAUGCCUCAGGGCACUGCCCAGCCGAGUCACUCUCUUGUCUUGAGGCCAAUGAAGAGUUCCCUAAUCCUGAUCUCCCAGAGUCCAUGGUCCAUCGCAUCCUCACCCUCCCCCGAAUCAGAGAGUGGGUGUGUCAGGGGAAAUACCCUCGUCUGGAUCAGCUACAGAAGGACGUAUUGCUAGUGCUGGCCAAAGGGAGAGCGGAGGUUGGAGGCCCUGCCCACCAGGAUGCCAUUGCCAUGGAGAGACGAUGGAUACAGAUCAGAGACGAGGUGUGCAAGAAAGGCAGUCUACUGUGGAGUCCAGCUCUUUCACACACACUCAGUGAUCUGGAGGCUCAAUUGGCCCUGGAGAAGAGUCACGAGCCAACGUCUCCCCUUGUACCUGACACUGGCGAUGAGGAAGUGGAUGUGGUAAGUGGAGGCAACCAAGAGGAAGAGGAGGAUGAGGGAAUGCUAGUCGAUAAGAAAGAUGCUGAGUACGUGACAGAGUGCGAGUGUGAGGGGGUGGAGUAUCAGAUCGGAGAUGUGGUCUAUGUGAGAGCACGUGCUGGCAGUGGUCGAGAGCCUCACAUAGUUCUGGUGGAGAGCUUGUGGAGGGACAGCACUGGAUCCAUGUGGCUGGAUGGUUGCUGGUUCUGUCGUCCAGUAGAGACCUUUCAUCCUGCCACUAGGAAAUUUUACGAGAAGGAAGUUUUUAAGAGUGACUUCCGUAGUGUAGCCAAACUGACCAGAGUGUUGAGAAAGUGUGGAGUACUCUAUUUGAAGGACUAUACCAAGUACCACAUUGAGGGUGUGCCUGAGGAGGACACCUUCCUGUGUGAGAGUCGCUAUGCUAACAAGGCUAAGAGCUUCAAGAAGAUCAAGAUGUGGUCUAUGCCAGGGAUACAGCCACGCCUCCUACCGCGGGACACACCCCUCUCCCUAGUGAAGGAGGUACCCUCUGUUUUCGCCCCUACUGCUGUGGACGAGGUUAUGGAAGUGGACGUGGAGGGGGAGGCUGGUGAGGGGGUUGAUGACAGUGGGAGUCUCUUGGAGGAAGAGGAGGAGCAACUCAAGUUGUCAUUUUCUGCUCAAUUGAAGAAUAUCACCACGACGACAGUGUCCAACCCAGAGCCAGAUUGCACCUACUACGAGCAGUACUGCAUUGACAACGACCACUUCAGACUAGGUGACUUUGUGUACUUGAGGUCAGACCAGGAGUUGGCUUACAUUGCCAGAAUAGAGAAAAUGUGGACAGACACGAAUGAUGACCCCUGGAUUCGUGGGCCGUGGUUCAUUCGGCCGAGAGAUAUAAGCCACACCCCCACACGAGUGUUCUAUGAGAGGGAGGUGUUCCAGAGCAACAUACAGGACACCAACCCCAUGAGAAGCAUAUGUGGCCGGCUGGCAGUCGUCAUUCCGACCGACUACAGCAAGAAGUGGGCCACUCAAUAUUUGGUGGAUGACGUGCUCAUCGCUGACUCGCGCUACAAUGAAGCGGAGAAAAAAGUCAUCAAACUAAGGGCACUCAAGCACUACCAGUUGUCUGAUUCAGUUGUUCUAGACGAGGUCUACCACUUCCCUAAGGAAAUACUGCCCAUAAAGGCUCCUUCACCAAAGCUCUCUAGCAAGGAGUACCAAUUCGUACCCUCUCCCCCUGAUAGCAAAGAAGCCUCUCGAGGGAGCACCCCCUCCUUGACCACACCCGCUGUACAGAUUGUACAGAAGCAGUCCAACGUCCUCCAGCUCAACCCUCAGUUGGUACAGCAACUGCUAGCAUCAGCCUCCAAGCAGCUGGUGAUGACGACCAAAGGACCGGUCCCCAUGAGCACCAUCCCCACUAGUGUUGCUAACUCCAGCUCAUCACUUCUCUCCCCUCAAACCCCCCUCUCCUCACAACAGGCCAAACAGAGCCCCACAGUGAAGGCCCAGAGUUGUGUGUGUCACUGGACUGACUGUGGCCAGGUGUUUGGCAACCUACUGGACUUGAACACACACCUUCACACUAUUGGAGUGCAUGUCAUUGCUGAUGCCCAUGGCAACUAUUACUGCAAGUGGAAAGGUUGUCAUAGGAAUCCAAUCACUGGUGGGAAGCCCUUCAAUUCCAAUCCCAAGCUGACUAGACAUAUUCGAGAAGUUCACUUGAUGAAAAUAUCCAACUCUUUGCUCGGAUUAACUCCCUUGACUGGAGCGGCUAUUGCUGCCCUCUCCACUCCUGUCCCACCCUCCACCGUCCUCACACCUGUCACACCCCUCACCCCCGUCACACCUCCCACACCCAUCACUAGCUUCACACCUACCACCCCCAUCAUCACACCCUCCACACAAAGCCCUCCCAAGACCGCUCCUACAAUUGGUGAAAUGGUUCAGGCUGCAUCCAAGACUGCUCUACCAACCUCAACCUCGGCUGAGUCCUCUAAGGCUACUAGUAUAUUCCACUCUCCUCCGGAGAACAGACAGCACAUCUCCCACUCAGCAAUCUACUUAAAGUACAUCAGAGGUCUCCAGUCAGACUCCCCCUCCUUGUCCUCCUACCAGCCCACCUCAGAGGUACGGACAACCGCUAAACCACCUGGCCCUAUUCGACCGUCUGAUUGGUUGGGAUCAGACGCCAUUGUCGACGCCAAGGACAAUAAGAGUAUUGCCGAUGCCCUGUGGGCAUUGAGGGACCACCUCCUCAAGGAGAGCUCUAAGCUUGAACGAUUUACCAAAAGUCUAGAUCUCUAACUGUGUUUACCUGCAUGAUAAUAAUUAUGAUGAUUACUUUUUAUUGA
Molecule: messenger RNA, 4907 nt
Organism: Halichondria panicea
Lineage: Eukaryota; Metazoa; Porifera; Demospongiae; Suberitida; Halichondriidae
Product: protein polybromo-1-like
Exons: 32
Coding region: 46-4860 (1604 amino acids)
Biological process (GO): transcription elongation by RNA polymerase II; chromatin remodeling
Cellular component (GO): RSC-type complex
Molecular function (GO): chromatin binding; protein binding
Source: RefSeq, a predicted model, not a curated record